Priapulus caudatus is the source of this 1299-nucleotide messenger RNA. RefSeq lists its product as uncharacterized. The record is from RefSeq and is a predicted model, not a curated record. Gene Ontology annotation, molecular function: ubiquitin binding. The coding region runs from base 162 to 1259 and encodes 365 amino acids. The transcript is spliced from 3 exons. NCBI's taxonomy places the organism in Eukaryota, Metazoa, Priapulida, Priapulimorpha, Priapulimorphida, Priapulidae.
GAUACUGAAGAGUUCCGAGAAAACUGUCUCCACUUUAACGCCACAUGGAAAGUCUGGAAUAUCAGGAUGUGACUUUGAUACUGUGCAAUCAUACACAUCUAUUUUUCUCUCUAAUUCUUUCAAGUUAAAAGACUGGAACCAAUUACGUCCACUUCCAAGUCAUGGUGAUAUUGAAGAGUUACGAGAAAACUGUCUCCACUUUUACGCCACAUGGAAAGUCUGGAAUAUCAGGAUGUGACUUUGAUACUGUGCAAUCAUAUACAUCUAUUUUUCUCUCUCAUUCUUUCAAGUUAAAAGACUGGAACCAAUUACGUCCACUUCCAAAUUAUGGUAAGGAACAAGCGUUAAAUCUCAGCCAAAAAGUAUCAUGCACUCAUGACAGCGAUCUGUUAGACAUUGGAAGAGAGCACUUCAUAUAUAAGAAUCUACCUGGUCUCUGCAGAAAAUGUUCAACAAGGAAACCUAUGAAACACGACGUACUUGAGUUCAUACAUCUGAAAGAACGCAGUAGUGCUUCCAAAGUUAUGGCAGCUGACGCAGAAGAGAAUGUUAGACAAGAGAACUUUGGCCACAAUACCAGGAUACGGCAUUUCUGUACAUCUUCUACCACGUUUGUAGCGCCGACCUCUUCAGAAAGGCAGAUGAGUUUCUCCAGCGAGUCUGAUUUGCUGCAUAAACGUGCGAAGCACAAAGAUUUGCAUCGCGAGAACAAGGAUUUGUCAUUCAGUGGUGAUGUCACAGCGUCUGACAGCAAUCGUGGUCAAAAUAACCCCACCUGUUGCCAGAUGGCAACACACCACAAGGACGUCUCAAUGCCUACACGCAAGCGGAUGAUAGUCGAUGAAUCUUCCACACAUGACACGCAUCCAGUCUGCAGUACUUCUCUUCCUGCCACGAUUCGGGCAUCUGAGAGUGACUAUCGCGUAACACGAUGCGAUGUGGAUUCACCAGGGGUGUUGGUUGAGGAAGCAGAUAUAGAGGUGAAACAUUGCCCACUUUGCCAGCAGAAGUUUACAGCUGACAUGACAAUGCUAGACAUUGACAAUCACGUUGCCACAUGUGUUGCACAGUCACUGGACGACGAGUCUGAUGUACGAAGUUGCCCCAUAUGCAACAUGAAAUUUACAACUGGAAUUUCACAGGUCGACGCCGAUGGUCAUAUUGCUCUCUGUUUGUCAGAAAAUGCGGUAAAAUGCAUUGUCAUUUGCGUUUCAUUACAUGACAGUGCAAACAUUGGCUGUGUAAUGUAUUUUGUGUAAUGUGUGUUGUAUCAUAGUUCAUUGCGAUUAAAUUAAUUUU